Molecule: messenger RNA, 471 nt
Organism: Linum tenue
Lineage: Eukaryota; Viridiplantae; Streptophyta; Magnoliopsida; Malpighiales; Linaceae
Source: the annotation of a GenBank genome assembly
AUGAUUAUUCGUUCGCCGGAACCAGAAGUCAAAAUUUUGGUAGAUAGGGAUCCCGUCAAAACUUCUUUUGAGGAAUGGGCCAGACCUGGUCAUUUCUCAAGAACAAUAGCUAAAGGACCUGAUACUACUACUUGGAUCUGGAACCUACAUGCUGAUGCUCACGAUUUCGAUAGCCAUACCAGUGAUUUGGAGGAGAUUUCUCGAAAAGUAUUUAGUGCUCAUUUCGGCCAACUCUCCAUCAUCUUUCUUUGGCUGAGUGGCAUGUAUUUUCACGGUGCUCGUUUUUCCAAUUAUGAAGCAUGGCUAAGUGAUCCUACUCACAUUGGACCUAGCGCCCAAGUGGUUUGGCCAAUAGUGGGUCAAGAAAUAUUAAAUGGUGAUGUGGGUGGAGGUUUCCGAGGAAUCCAAAUAACCUCGGGUUUUUUCCAGAUUUGGAGAGCUUCGGGAAUAACUAGUGAAUUACAACUUUAA